AACAGUGCUGCCUGUAGAGUGAGCUCGAGGGUGGUUUGGGGGAGCAAGGGAACUACUCGGGGAGCUAAAGGGACAAGUGCGUGCAGAGGGCUCCGAGCAAGGAGUGCAGACGGAAGCGUCUGGAAAUAGCCAGGGUGAAAGGAGCUGCUAGGAGGAGAGACAGAAAACACCACUCCUUCAAGAGGGAGCAAGAGCAGGGGUCCUAGGAACUCACUGGCAGCCUAAAGAUCACGAGAAGUGUGCAGACAGCGGGAGAAGGCCAGGACCAGGGCCGCAGCCGAGGCAGGCACUAGAGCGCCAAGGGAUGAACUUCCCCGUGGGUUUCAAGCCGCUGCUAGGGGAUGCACACAGCAUGGACAACCUGGAGAAGCAGCUCAUCUGCCCCAUCUGCCUGGAGAUGUUCUCCAAGCCCGUGGUCAUCCUGCCGUGCCAGCACAACCUGUGCCGCAAGUGCGCCAACGACGUCUUCCAGGCAUCUAACCCUUUGUGGCAAUCCCGAGGCUCCACAACGGUAUCUUCAGGAGGUCGUUUCCGCUGCCCAUCUUGCAGGCAUGAGGUUGUCCUGGACCGGCAUGGGGUCUACGGCCUUCAGCGGAACCUGCUAGUGGAGAACAUUAUUGACAUCUACAAGCAGGAAUCCUCCCGGCCCCUGCACUCCAAGGCUGAACAGCACCUCAUGUGUGAGGAGCAUGAAGAUGAGAAGAUCAACAUCUACUGCCUGAGCUGCGAGGUGCCCACCUGCUCCCUCUGCAAGGUCUUCGGUGCCCACAAGGACUGUGAGGUGGCCCCUUUGCCCACCAUUUACAAACGCCAGAAGAGCGAGCUGAGCGAUGGCAUCGCGAUGCUGGUGGCAGGCAAUGACCGUGUGCAAGCAGUGAUCACGCAGAUGGAGGAGGUGUGCCAGACCAUUGAGGACAACAGCCGCAGGCAGAAGCAACUGUUAAACCAGAGGUUCGAGACCUUGUGCGCCGUGCUGGAGGAGCGUAAGGGAGAGCUGCUGCAAGCCCUGGCCCGGGAGCAGGAGGAGAAGCUGCAGCGCGUGCGGGGCCUCAUCCGACAGUACGGAGACCACUUGGAGGUUUCCUCUAAGCUGGUGGAGUCCGCCAUCCAAUCCAUGGAGGAGCCGCAGAUGGCUCUCUACCUCCAGCAGGCCAAGGAGCUGAUCAACAAGGUCGGGGCGAUGUCGAAGGUGGAGCUGGCAGGACGGCCGGAGCCAGGCUACGAGAGCAUGGAGCAGUUCUCUGUGAACGUGGAGCACGUGGCCGAAAUGCUGCGGACCAUCGACUUCCAGCCGGGCGCCGCGGGGGAUGAAGAGGAUGACGAGGUGGCUUUGGAAGGGGACGAGAGCAACGCAGGGCCGGAGGAGGAGCGGCUGGACGGGCCAGAAGGCCUGCACUGACCGGACCCGGAUCCAGAGCGCGAGCCCGCAGCGGGAGGCAAGGCUUGCAGAGGAUCUGCUCAGAGACCACCGCGCAACCCAGCUAGGCGUCCCGCCCCGGGGAAGGGUCUCAAUAAAGGACUCUUGCGUCCCA
Molecule: messenger RNA, 1532 nt
Organism: Mesocricetus auratus (golden hamster)
Lineage: Eukaryota; Metazoa; Chordata; Mammalia; Rodentia; Cricetidae
Gene: Trim54
Product: tripartite motif containing 54
Exons: 9
Coding region: 305-1399 (364 amino acids)
Molecular function (GO): zinc ion binding
Source: RefSeq, a predicted model, not a curated record